CGGUCUUCGCGCGCCGAGCUAUCUGGUUGGCACUUGUGUCGAGUCGGGACACUUGUAUUCGAAUUGACGUCGCACGUCUCUCGUUCCUACCUCGUUUUGUCCUCGUGUUUCACGUUGAAUCGCCACUCGCGACAGUUUCAUCGUCGAGUUUUGUGCUCCGUCCGUUUGGAACGCGCGAUCGACGCCGGCAGUUUCUUCGCCAAAUAAGGAAGUUAAGACAGUGCGUUUUUUUGUUGUGAUGUGCAUGAAAUCUACGAGCCACUUCAAGAUGACGAUCGCCUGGGUCUGCCUCAUCGGCAUCUUGUGUUCUACGUCAGUUAAAGGAUUGAAAUCGAACCUGAUCGUGGACAUCGAACCUAAACGACAGACCGCGGUGCGGCUCGGGGAGAGUCUGCAAAUUUUGUGCAGAGUCGGUAGACCACUUCUAGUAUGCCGUGUCGAGAUACCUGGAGAAGCUGGUGGCAUAGUUCUGUCCAAAGGACAGCCACCCGAAGAUGGUAUCGAGUAUUACGGAGAAGGCACCGAGACAGGCCAAUGCGGGGUUAAUAUCGCCAAGAUCAAGGAGAGCCAUGACGGAAUUUUCAAGUGCACUGUAACACCAACCGACAAUCGGGCGGAGGCACAGGCGUCUGUGAGAAUCAUUGUUGCCAAACCCCCGAAGAGUCCUGAACUUCACGCGAGUCCUGGUUCAUACGGCAGAAAUACCUACAGGAAAGGAGAGAAACUGGAAGUGAGUUGCAGCGCGCCAUCCGGACGACCAGCAGCGAACGUUUCCUUAUUCCUUGACGAUGAACCCAUUGGCAACGAGGAGAGACCCACGAUUUACGACUCGAACGUAGACGACAUCUCAUUGGCCGUGCAGAAUGCCACGCGAAGCUUGGAUUGGACCGAUAAUGGCAAAGUUCUUCGUUGCGUUGCAAGUCACAUCGCCCUUGACAGGCCCAAGGAAACGACUAUGCAGUUGCAAGUAUUCUAUCCUCCACAACCGCAGCCAAACAUCGAGCGUUUUGGAUAUGUAAUUGGACGCGAGGGGAUCGUGAACGUGACCGUUUAUGCGAAUCCUAGACCUCACUUCUUAUGGCGAGUAAACGAUGAAAAGAUCGCCGAGGGUCAUCCCGACGAAAGCAACCGAAUCGAAACCUCGACCGCUGUCGAUCUGGGAAGAGGAGCGUGGAGCGUGAUCCUCACGAUCGACAGCGUUCAGAAAUCUGACACGGACAAGGAGUACAUCCUGGAAGCUCGCAACGACGAAGGAGCUUCCGAAUACCGUAUCGUUUUGUCGACUUCCACGGAACCAGCAGACAUUGAUUUAGACGCUGGUUCCAUCAUCGGCAUCGUCGUUGGGGCCCUGGUGCUAAUUCUCAUCGUUUUCCUACUAAUUUUUGCCCGCGCGACUGGACGCUGGUGCUUCGCAGCGAGGCGUCGAGGCGACGAGGAAGCUGCGAGCGGUGUCGGCGCAGGAAGCGAGGCGCACAUCACCCCCGGGGACGAGGACGAAGAGGAUCACGAAGACCCGCGUAUCAUCGACGAGAAAAUGCCGCAGGGUGGCCAGGAGAAUCCGAUACACGCGAGCACGGAAUACGUGAAUGGCCGCACGGACGUCAAGGAGCCGAAGAAGGACGAAAAGACGGACACACCCGUUUAAGGAUGGUUCGUCCUGCGACGAUCGUUCCUUACUCGGACGCGGGAAAAAGCUGUCGACGCUCCUCGAUUCGGUUCGGCGACCCUUUGCGCUGUUUUUUCACGUUGAGAGAUUAUAUUCGCGGUACACAACGCGUUGCUCCAAGAUCGUGGGACGAUUUGAAAUAAUUCCGAUUCGAACAGGAAUCAAUCGCUGGGGCUGAAAUCAUUUUUCUUUCUUUUUUAUAUUUUGUUUACGACGCGUGGAAUUUUAGUUGCAAUCAGACUGCGUUACGCUGUCGGUGCAUGAUCAUCGAGAGCGAUCUAGAUUGGUAGAGUAACACUAGGUUUACGGAGCACCAUAUCAUUUCGACACAUUCCGGAUUACACAUGAAACCUUGCAGAAACCAUUUACAUUUUUCGCCAACCACUUUUGCUGACUUUUAUCCAUACGAAGAGGCAUAAAUCUAAAUUUCUUCACUGAUAGAUAUGGACGCGACUGAAAAGAAAAUUAACGUUAUAAAUGGACCGAGAAUUUUGUGCAAGAAAUUACAAAAUAGUAUGCAAUAAUAUAAAAAAAAAAUAUUGAAAGCAAAACUCAUGUUAUAAUAUUUGGAGAGUAGAAUAAACUUCUGUUCGCGUACAAUUUUUAUAGUUGUGUUUGCAAAGAUUUUAUUUUCAUAAACAUUCGCAGUCUAGUUAUAAAUAUGAAAGAAAACAAUGCAGCAACAAAUUCGAUGAUGAUUAGAACCUUCGUAAAUCUAGUGUUAACUCUUCGGUUCCGAUGGGCAGCUUUUUGUUUGGCAUACGAUGUGAAAAGAUUGGUAGCUUGCUGGAUCGAGUGCGUUCCGGGGAGCAAUUUAACGUCUAUUUCGAUACUUUUAUUCGCGAAACGAUCGCUCGAAGCUCUGAUUUGUUUUGCGUUUUAUUCUUUUAUUUUUAUUUUCUUCGUAAAUUUUCUUUAUUUCUAGAUUUUGGAUAGAGAUAGAAGUUAAGAGAAUUACUAUAGGAACUGGAGGGUUGAAUAACAUGUUUUGAAUUUAUUGAACGAUGAUCACUCAUCGCGGUGUAGUUAGCUAAUUAUUAUUUAGUAAUAUCUAAUCUCCCUGGCUAAAAGUCUUUACUUAUUAGAAUUUUAACGAUUAUAUCGAGAUCUGAUACUGUACAAAUAUCACUCUUUUUAUUUAUUAUUUUCUAUCGGUAGACUACCGAAGAUCUGAUCUUGCAUCUUGACUUUUCGUAAUGUUUUUACUUUAACGUUUUUUAUUUUAAUAUCUUUUGUAUGGGUUCGAAUGGAACUCGGUGGUUUCGUUUGAUUUAUUAGCGACAUUUUAUUGUUGAUUGUAAAAUUACAAUUCGACCCCUUGCAGAAUAAAAAAAGAUUUCUUUCUCUUUCGAAUUGGAAAUAAAAUUACACAACAAAUAAUGUAUGCUAUGCCAUACGUGUAGAGUACUUAAAAGUAACCCUUUUGUGCAAUUAGAUACAGUGAAGAUUCUUCAUUUUCACUGCACAUUAAUCUAUUUUAUUGCAAAUAUAAUGAAGUUGCAAGCAAAAUAUAAAUUGAGCAGAACUGUGAUGCAAAUUGGUUUGCAUUACAAUGUUACGUAUUCUAUCAGUAUAUUUUAAGAACUAUAUCAUGGACAUGAAGGGGUUAAGGAAGCUAGGAUAAAUAUAAUUCGAUGUUUCCUUCCUAAUCUAGACCUACAAGGAAUCGAAACGUUCAAUUUUCGGAACAAAAAAUCGCUAAUGAAACAAACGAAGCCACCCAACUCAAUUUAUAUUAGUUUUAUCUCAAGAUAGUUAGACAUUUGUGUCUAUAUAUCCCAGUGAAAGCGACAAGUAUUCGAGGACAUGUUUCGUCGACCUUCGUACUCAGGCUACUUCGAUCCAACGUAUCUUGGAGACACGUGCAUCGGUACGCAUCACCCUCCAAUAUUAUUUUUAAACUUAAUUAUUAUUUUAGCGACAGCGUUCUUAAGCAUAACAUAUUCUUUCGCAUUAUUUAUCGGGUUAGUCGAAACCAGAAUUGGACAGGCAUCAUUGAUUGCCAGAUGAUAAACUACGUUUGCAAUUUACAAUCGUAGAUCAGGAGAUUCUAAUCAUUCCCAGAUGAUCGCGUCCAACCGAUCAUUCAUCGUCAACAUCAUGCUGACAGACUGUUACAAGCCAAAACCAUUAUUAACGCUUAUUUUUCCACAGUUGAAUGCGAAACAGAAACGUCCAUUUGAACUUGAAGGCACUUUAUUUAUUACGAGUAAAAAUUAAUUUUAACUCAAGCAUUAUAAUAAUUUCAACAAGGUGUUAAUCAUGGUUAGCGAAACGUCGAUGCGAUCGUCAAUUCCAUUUUGUCCAAAAACUGGAGAAGCCUAGCCCGACCCGCGAGAGUGCAAAGGGUCACAAAACUCGUUGUCAGCGAGGAUCACGAGUACACGUGUUCCUCUCUCGCCUCGAAUCUCAAUAGUUUAAGGAGGAACGAGUCUCGCAAUCAGUGCGUAUUUAUUUUAAACGACUCACGUUCAGUAUUUUCCGAAGGGGUAGCGAAAGGGACCUUUCGUUCGAGACGAAAAGGACGAGACUGAUUCCCGUUGGAUCAGGAUCAGGAUCAGCUCUUCGCUUCCUCACUUUUCUUUAUACGAUUUCGUCUCUUCGAUGGCAGCUGCGCGUAGCCUGAAACCACGAUCGUGUUGCAAACGUCAAAAUUGACUCAGGCUCUCGACUUUUCCUCGCGAACAAAUUUCUGAAUGUCUGGAUAAAAGUUCUCGACCAGAGAUGGGCAGAAUUUUAUUCGAAUCACGAACAAAGUGUACAUCCAUCUUUUGUGCAUACAAAAUAACUAUAUCCGAAUAACGUAAAUUAUAUAGUAAUCGAAAUUAAAUACACAACGACUUAAGAGUGCAAUUAAUUUUAUUUUGUGAACGACAAUCUUAUACAAGAUGAUAUCAGAAAUACCUGCUUCGAUGAUCAAGAUGUUUUUAAUUCUUAGAGUUCGUUCUAUAGUGCAUCUAUAGAUCACUGAAAUUUUUGCUCUAUCACUCGGAAAUAAUUCGAUAGAUUUCACACGUUGUUCGAUAUUCGAAGUUUUCAUCUAGAUGAGAAUUUUGUCUGUCUUUACGCCGAGACUUUUGGACGAGGGGAAAUCGACGGUUUGAUCGAUGCCAUAGUCGCGUGAAUUCUCCGCUCAUCGACGAUAGAGAACGAUCCCUCGAUGCCUCGACACUGCGCGCAAAAAUUCCCUCUCCUUUUGUCACGGUGUAAGUUUUGUAAAUAGAAGUUUCGAAAGCGACGCGCCCGUCGUUAUGAGCCUGGCGGGAUUUCCGCCGCCAUCUUUCCUUCGCGGGAGGAUCACAACGGGGAAAUUCGCUUGGGUCAAGAUAUUUACACACUACUAAUACAACUGUACGUCGUUCGAUCGUUAAUUUUUCGAGGACCAUCGGCUAAGAAACAAAAUUUUGAUAAAUACUUUGAUAGUUCAAGUAAUGCUCUAGCAUAUAGUCUGUCUAACGUUUUGUUUAAUCAUAAACGACGUUAUUUUGAUCUACAAGAAUGCAGUAUAACGAAUAUAAAUUAAAAGCAUGCAGAUUGUAAAAGUGGUUAGUAGAAACGAAAUUUGUUGAAACGAACCCAACAAAAAUAUGUUCUUUCUCCCAAAAAGAGGAACUGAUCGUCCUCUUAUCCAAUGUCAUUCUUCAAGAACACGUGAAUGCAAAUCAAAAGUAUAGAUGUUGUAAAUGUGGUUAGCGGAGUAAACUUAUGAUAUAUAAAAUUGGUUGAGAAGAAUACAUGCAUAUGUUCUUGUUCCCGGGAGAUGGAACUGGUUUGCUUCUAUCCAACCAUCGUUGGCAAAUUAUUUAUUACUAAAGUUAACGAAUAUAUGGCUUGGUAGACCAAAUUACAUUGUUAUUUUUAUACAUUUCCAAACCAAACAAUUGGUUUGCUUUAAUUUUAUUAUUCGUUAAACGUUUCGUAAACGUCGAGAGGGGCAAAAUUCUAUUCGAAUAAUAGACGACGAAUAAACCGCUGCAUAACGAUUUAUUCGCCAAUUUUAUUCGAAAAAUUACACGAAAGUAUUUGUAUUGUCUCGCCGUGGAGUAAAAUUUCAUUCUGUAACUAAAAUUCGAAUUUUUAUUCAACAAUUCACUCUUCAUUCGUUAUUCGAAAUGUCGAUCAAUUUGAAAGAAAUUGUGCUCGUCUCGAAGCGAGCGUACGUUCCAUCGAUCGAAUAAAAAAAAAGGCAUAUUUAUUCGUGUCAUCGUACGAUCAGCCGCAGGACCUCGAAGAGUUAAUCGAUCAAGAGAUCACUAAGGUAUAUCGUUAAGUAACACGUGUUUACGAGCUGUCCUUAAAUUGUACUACUCUAGGAGAAGAUAGUCGAUUCUUAAGUAAGACUUUCGUACGAAUUCUUGGAACUUUCCACGCGAUCAGGUUCGCUCCCGUGAUAGGGAACGACGAUCUAGGGAUUCGAGUAUCGAGAUCGAGACCGUCGAUCGUCGACAGUCAUCGUCCUCGUUCCGUCACUCAUUAACGCAACUUCUGAUAAUUAUUAACGAAGCAAUUAACGGACUGGUAGUCGUGUGUAAUUUUCAAAAGAUCCAUAGCUGGCUAUCGCUGAAUUCUGACACCAGAAUUUUAAUAGAAACGAGAAUAUAUAAUGUCAUGAUUGUUGCCAUUUUGUUGUCUGAAAUUUAACAAAAUUUAUUUAAUACAUUUAACUCUUUGCGCAUUUUUUGCAACAUUUUACAACACAGACUAAAGUGACUUCAUCCAGUGCAUGGAUUUCAUUUUAAUUCAACGAAUCGUUACAUAUGUAUUGUGGAUAUCAAUGUGGAUAUGUAUUGUUGUUUUAUGGUAAUGACUUCUAAAGAAUGUCACGAUAUACGUUGAAUAGCGUAACUCUGUGUUAAUUAGCAUGUCUAGACACCGUUUGCAAAGGGUUAAAAAAAACUGUUAAAUAAAGCAGUCACACCCGCACCUGCCACUACUUAAGUCGAGACAUCUGUAUUGUAAAAACAAGUCCGAAGCAUUACUUUAUAAACGUCUGUAAUUAUGUAUACCAAACAUAAAAACAACUACUUCGCUGUGAACAUAAAACGACAAAGUUACAUUAUCGUCAAUCGGAUGCGAAUGAAAAAAAAGAAAAAAAUUGAUCGUAAAAUUAUGUAAGCGUUAAUCAGCUAUGGAUUCGAAAAACAAGCAUAAAAAUUACGCCAGCGGCUGCGAAUUCGUUAAAUGAUCAACCACGAGAGGACGAGAUCUGUUCUCCGUGAAGGGAAAUCUAACGUCGAACAAAUCAAAUUUGUCUGUAGCCGAGUGUUUUUCUAAUGGACGCAUCAACGUUGAAGAGGCGAUAGGAGGGGGAGAGAGUGAAUAUAGAAGAGAAAUAUAUAUCCUAGAUCGAAUUGCGCGCGCACGACGAACAGGAAUCUCUCCCACGGUUCGCGAAUUCCUUUCUAACGUUUCCCUGUGUUUUCAGAAAUUUAUUUCGAAAAUGCCGCGACGCUGAUAAAUCGUCCCGAUCGCUAAAAGGUAUCGGAACGGUAUAUACAACGCGCGACAGAGUAUGGAAAUUUUUCCGGCCAAGAAUAUCUCGCGAAGCUUUUAGAUAGCGUUGUUCUACGUAUCGACAGGAAUGAAUUAUUAUCGCGGGGAAACGACUGGCGACCUGCACGCGCGAGGAAAAUCUAUUAAUAUUGCGCCGUUACCACGUUCGAAGACAAACGAACGCAUUCCAUGAUGUUGCUUUCGUUACCAACUGGUUUUUUUUUUUUAUCAGAACACACGUGCUGAUCGACGUGUGAUCGUAUCGACUCUUUUUUUUUUGUAAUUUACCACGUCCCUCGGACAGUAUUAUUCGCAUGGAAGCGACACGGUAGCCCGAAACACAUGGCUAUCUCUUUCAGUUUCGAUUUUGAGGGGGUUGGCGACCCCUUCGUUACGCAACAAUUUUUCAGCGUACUUGGUACGCGUUGCAUCAUGAAACAAUUCGUCGAGAAUUUCUUUACCGCGAAUUUUUUUGAUAAUUCUCUGCGAUCGUGUCGCGAAUUUUCUACUUAUAAUUUCUUUUAUAUAACCACCAUAUCUGGAUGAAAAUUGUUAAACCUUCGCGAGGUUCGAUAGGAUGUCCUUAGAAUCUAGACACAUAGAGAUUAAGGAAAAGUCGUAUUUGAUAUGUGGACGAAAAAUGAUUGUAAUUAAUGAUAUUUCCUAUGUGUUCAGACUUUAGGGACACCCUGUAGAUAAGAUGAAUUGCGAAGAAUCAUUCUUUCCCCUCAUCGCUUCGUCGGUGUCUCAGUGAAUUGUUCAAACGUUGAAUCGCUUUUCAACCAACUUUUUUAUUAAGGAUAGCAGAACGUUCGAUUUUUACCAAUCGUUUUUAACCGUUUUUAUUGAGAAUUAUAGAACGUUCGAUUAUUGCAAAUUUUAUAUAACGAGACCUUUUCGUCCCGUAUAAAGUGCACAAUGUAUGCCCGGGUGUUCAUAUAAAAAAAAAGAAAUUCGUGCAAGCGUCUAUGUGGGUAUCGUGGAUAUCACGCUAUUGAACUCGAGGGAGUAAGGCCAAAUUUCAAAUAGAAGGGUUAACACUGCCGAUUAAAACCUCGUCGUGCCCAGCGAUCGUGUUCUCGUUUUAACGAUUUAACCCUCUGUGACCCAAAUCAUGGUUCGAAGAAAAGUUCUGAAAAUAGUUAUGCGAUAGAAGCAUUCACGAACACUAAGCGUCGUCAACCGGAGUCUGAUGGCGCGGCCCUUAGACAGGGAGGUAGACGAAAAUUGAUCGCUUCUAUGUUCCCCUACUCUGGUGUGAGAGACUGUGAAAUAAUUUUUGUGAACAGAUUAUACGUAGCUGAUACUAUUCAUUUAUGAAUGAUAAGUAUCGAUAGUAAGAUGAGAUAGUGUUUCAAAAAUACAUAGGGGGUUUAAUCGUAAGCCGCGAUCAGUAUUUUCAUUUCUUAGUCAGAAUCGCGUCCAUCCAUCGCGCAUCUUUUUUAUAUACUCGUGUCACGACGAAGACUGGAAACAUUCCUCACGCAUUCAGAUUUUUUUUACCGAGAAAACACUUUUUUUUAGAAUGAAUUUUAUAUCACGAACGAUACACCUAUGAAUUCAUCGAGAUAUCCUACGACCAACGUUGGGCAAAUUUUUAAUCAAAAUAACGAUUGACGCAUACGAUUGUAAUGGAUGAUCGUAAUUCGUUAAUCGUUGUUCAUCGGUAACUUCCGAGUCGAAAAUUUCUUUUCUACGUGUACAAACAAUUUAACUGUUUAAGAAUAUUUUGUGAAAAAAAAUGAAAUUUUCUUCUUUGCUGUUAUGUGUAAUCAAUAAAAAGUGAUACAAUUAACGAGUUUGUUGGACUUUGUAGAGAAUAGAUAUUUUAUUAUUAUUUUUGUUUUGUUCAAUACCUUGCAUUUUUUUUUUAUUGUGAAAUUGUUGCGAAGUACAACUUUCAUAGUCGAAAAUUUAUUUCUCUACUUUGGAAUAACUUGUCUCAUUUUUAUUGGAUGACUUCAUUAUUUCGUCAACUUUAAACAGAAAUCUUUAGAAAUAUAUUGCUAAAUAGAUACAUUGUUUAAUUAUGUAAAAAAGAAAUUUUCGACGACUUUAACUCGAUAUCACUGACGAAUAACCCUUAAUUUAAUCAAUGAUGGUCAAAAGCGAUAGACUAAUAAUUCUAACGACUGAUUUUUCAAUCGUGUCACGUUACUUGAUCAAUUAGUUGAGAAGAAUUAGUCGAUUCUUUUCCAAAAAUGUUUACGAACAAUGACGCCACAUUUCACAGACGUUUCAACCCUCUAUAGUCCAAAUUAUAUCUGACUUCUCAACAAAAUAACACAUUGGUAAUUAAAAAUAUCUGAUUGCGGUUGUAGAGGGUUUGUCUAAGAUUUCUCGUGCGAUCCACGCGAAUCGUUCCAUCCGCAGUAGUCGAAACGACGAAUAGUCAGACACUUUGGCAGCUGCAUUUCGGACGAAGAAUUUGUCCAUUAAGCGUUCGCUCGUCGCUCAGACAGUGUCUCGUGUUUUCCCUCUCCUUCACGACGGAAACAGUAUUUGCAAGUAUUUUCACGUUAACGACUUUUUAAUGAGAUUACAAGGGACGCGCUCCGUUUUCCAUCGCGCCCGUCCUGGCGUCUCGAAGCCCCGUUCUUGUGCGUCAUCAACCUUGCGAUCGAUAUCUGUUUUUCCCUUCAUUGACAUACGAGAUAGACGUUUAUAGGUUU
This is a messenger RNA of Hylaeus volcanicus, 9831 nucleotides long. It is a transcript of the gene Fas3, whose product is annotated as fasciclin-3. Gene Ontology annotation, biological process: cell-cell adhesion. The transcript is spliced from 8 exons. Gene Ontology annotation, molecular function: cell adhesion molecule binding. NCBI's taxonomy places the organism in Eukaryota, Metazoa, Arthropoda, Insecta, Hymenoptera, Colletidae. The record is from RefSeq and is a predicted model, not a curated record. Gene Ontology annotation, cellular component: cell-cell junction. Bases 239 to 1645 code for a protein of 468 amino acids.